GUGUAUAUACGUAAUAUUGUAUUCUUUAUUCAAAGGGAGUGAUACUCAUAAGAACUCCUUUUAAAAAGGAAUAUACAAUUCUCGACAGUAAAAGCAAACACACGAUAAAAAAAAAUGUCUGACCCCUGCAACUGCAUAGAAACUGGAAAGUGCGAAUGCGCAGAUUCCUGCCCCUCAAGUGGAUGUAAAUGCGGAUCCACCUGUAAAUGUGGACCCAGCUGUAAAUGUCCCGGAUGUAAACUCAAAUGCAACUGCAGCGGAACCUGCGGUUGUGGGAAGGGGUGUACCGGACCUGAAAAUUGUAAAUGUACUGACAGUAGCUGUGUCUGCAAAAAAUGACUUCAUGAUCAAGUGACAGAAUUCCAUUGCAAAGAAUAAAAUAUAUGCAUGAUAUAUAUAAAUACUUUAAUUUGAGUGUUUGUUUGUUUGUAUUGCACUGUUUCUUUAAGAAUAUAUGAUGUGCCUGCAGCUUAAA
This is a messenger RNA of Saccostrea cuccullata (small rock oyster), 475 nucleotides long. RefSeq names its product metallothionein-like. Gene Ontology annotation, molecular function: metal ion binding. Bases 115 to 339 code for a protein of 74 amino acids. Lineage: Eukaryota; Metazoa; Mollusca; Bivalvia; Ostreida; Ostreidae. The transcript has 4 exons. The record is from RefSeq and is a predicted model, not a curated record.